GGUGUCUUAGACACAAGGAGCAGUUAAGCUCAGAACAGUGGUAUUUGUACGAAGAGGAGCCUAGGUUCUGCGAGGAGAUCUAACGAAUGGUGCGAUGAUUCGAAGAAGAAUAGUGCCUUCUGUGUUAAGAGUGUGCAUAGUCUUCCUGCUACUCUUCAGUAAUGUCAUCGCAGAUGCGACAAAGGACUCGGCAACAAGCGCGGUAUUCGAGAAGUCAGUAUCUGAGAAGAACAAAACUGUACUAAAUAAAGUACUGCCGAGAGACGAGGCGGAAUUCAGUUCGACGGAGAGGAAAACCGAAAACGUCGGUUCGUACAACUUGAGUAAAAGAGGUUUCGAAACAGCAGCGCUACACGAUGAGCUUAUCGAAGAUGCCAAAGAAGAGGACAAGGAGAAAGUGGCGAUGCCAAUCGACGAGGAAACCGAACCGCAAGAAAUCAGGUCGCAGGAGCAAGCUGACAGGUUAUCGACCGCUGAUUCGGCCAACGGAGGAUCUAAGCUGGAAGAGAUCGCUUACGGUACGUCUGGAAAGAGUUCCAGCACGAAAACAAUGUCCGAGGAUUUUUACAGACUGUCCAGAACGAAUGGUUUGACCACAGCAACCACGAAGCCAGCGUUAGAAGAGUCAAAGUUCGACGAAAAGAAGAAUAAAACGAUUCAUGUUCAACGAAUGGAGGAUACCGCGAGACUGGAAUCGGACAAAACCGCAAAAUCGUUGGAGGAUAGCGUGGAACUGAAAGAGAAACGCGGGUCCGAUGUAAAGCCAGAAGUCGAAGUUUCCUCCGAUAAAGGGAACCCGAACGCUAGCUUGAAAUUGGAAACGAGCAACGCUAAGAACGAUUCAACAGCGCAGAAAGUUCCAGAAGAGUUCGAGGAGAAGAGGGGAAAAAUGGAAAAUUUUAAUUCCACGAAGAACUCUGAAGUCCCGUACUUGAAAGAAGCGGAUGAGAAUAAGGGGAACGACAGGUCUAUCUCGUUAAUCAACGACACGUACGUAAAUUACAGUCACCGUUACAAAACCUCGACGGAGAGGGACCUCGGGGCUAGCUCGGUAAAUCAGUCAAGAACCAUCGAGAGCACCACCGACGUUACUUUCAACGAGAGCGCGGUGAGUAGUCACGAGUCACGGGAUCCCAAAGAGGAGGUGGAGGUUGUCGGGAAAGUGACUCAUCCCUCGAUUCAGCGAAUCAUCGAGAAACAAUCUGAAAAUUCGACGCUGAAGGGCGCGCAGCUUGUGAAAGAAGACGGUGAAAAAUCGAAGAACGAGAACGAGGUCUUGCUUCGCAAUUCCACGAAGGCUAGUGAAAUUAUCGAUGCGAUCGAACAGCAGGGAAGAACAAGCGAGGAGAAUAAACAAGAAGCAAUUCUACAGGUUACGACUGAAAGAACGGUUCGAGUGUCCUCGAGCCCCUUCCCGAGAGGAAGAACUAUCGCUUUCUCGGGAGUGAACGAAUUUCUGAACUUGGAAACGAAACCCACGACAGCCUCUAAACUCGAAGUUUCAUUCUCGCAGAAGAACCUCACCGACAAACUCGCAGAGCAGAAACCCUAUCCUUACGUGAAAUCUAGUGUCAAAGAGGAACUUGGUAAUACCAGUAACCAAGUCGAGUUUACUACGGAAGACGCCUCUGCGUUGGAAAACACAAUCGGUAAGGGGCAAUCGGAGGAAAAGUUUAUCGUCACAGAGGCGUCGGAUGUAUUAGAAAAUAGCAUUCAGCAGUUCAAACCGGCUUAUUACGAGAAAGUAAGCAACGAAUCAUCCACUGUUUCAAGCACGGAAGUUCGUCUGCCUGUUCCAAUGACAACCGCGUCCUUGCUAAUACAGGAGAAAUCCGGAUCGACAAAUUGGACAGAAUCGAGCGCUGCAAAGGAGAUUAUUGGUCCGAGUUCCACCGAGGAAAAGUCGACAAACGCAGGAAAUGACGUCUCCCGAUGGAGCGAAAACCGCAAGGCAAUUACUGGAAAAGGGAACUUCGAUGUUACUGGAAACGGAAUAACGGAAGUCAGUUUGAAGCCGGAAACCGACGAUAAACAGACUUACGCGGCUUCUUUCCAUGACACUGCGUAUUCGACAACGCCUACUUCUUUGACAACAGAGUCCAUAGAGCCACGGACGGACCACGGAGUACUUUCGAACGUCGACGUGCAAACGAACGCCGAAGGUUCUCUGUUGAUUCGUUCCACUCUGAACGCCACAGAACGUUCCACGGAGUACCCAUUGAUCAAAGAGAAUUUUUCCGACAGGGACAAGUCUACGGCCCUGCUCGCUUCUUCCUUAGGCACUACCACCGCGAAACUGACCGAAACCGCCACCGCGUUACCCACCACCAUUACCACCAUCGUCGAGGAAACUUCUGUAGAGAACGUGUCCGAAUUUCCCGGAGGCUCUGAUAGAAACGGAACCAGUGAAAUUGUUGGCGGUAUGGGUGCUACUUCCAGUCCGGAUGAAAGUUUCGUGCCUACCACAACCGGUAUCGAGUACGAGUUCAUUGGCCUUUCCGAAUCGGCCGUUCUACUUGAAACAGGUCGCAACUCUACGGAACCACCUUCUGAACUACCAACAACUGAUAGUUUGUCAACGAAAAACGCAUCAUACGAGAUCACCACAAUAAGCAGCGAGGUGGCAACGGAUAAUUCGUCGACGACCGAUGAAACGGAAGUGAUAAACGUCGAUGGCAAAGUAGCGAGUAUUCCAGUGACCGAUCAGACGGUCGUUCCUACGUCGAUUCCGAGCCCGACGACGCAGUUCAACGACGACGAAUUUACGAGUGAACCGAACGUUAUCGAGACGGAGCAAAUUUCAACUAUAGAUGACGAAAUUAGAAGGAUGGCGAACGUAUCGAAUUAUUGGACUACUACAAGCGAGGCAGAAGGUACAACAACGACGAGCCGAACGGAACAGACGCAUUCGUCGUAUUCCAAAGAUUCCCACUUCAUAUUAAACGUUACUGAAUCGUCUGCGGAAUUCACGUCGAUAUUGAACCCGAACGCAACAGAUGCCGCACCAGUCACUACUUCCAGCAUCGUUGUUCCAAGCAGUUUGCGACCAAAGCUCCCGAUUUCGAGUAGCACGAGCACUCCAACUGCUUCUGACGUGCUGACGAAAAAGACUGAUAACAAGGUAUCACCGGCACAGGAGGAGAUUACACCUCUAGUACGUAUUGACAUGGAAGGUAGCUGGAACGAUGUAUGCCUACAAAUGGACAAACUGAAGCAGACUCUUGCAGAUAUUUUAACAUCUGGGAUGAACAAGACGGUUUCUGUUACGCAAAUUAUGCUCCAACAAGAUCCAUGCAAGGAAUCUUUAAGGUCUACUCCAUCGCCAUCAGACGUGACGCUACCGUCGAUACUGGUUUACGUUGUCGACGAAAACGGAAAGUUCGACAGCACCAUGACUAAAUUUUUGCCCAGUUUGUACGAGGAUCUGCGUGAUCGCGUGAACUUUCCAGUUACAAUACACAGAUUUCUUCUGGUACAGGAAACAAUUCCGGACUCUGGAAACGCGAUAGCAGUCGUCGUGGUCUCAUCGAUCGCCUUCGUUUGUCUGGUCCUUUUGGCUGGCCUUCUGUUUAUAAUGAGAAAGAGGCAAACGCGGUUCAACUAUGGCGAACGAUGCCGUCCAGUGUCCUUGGAUGCCUACAGCCUCGACAGUGUUUCUGCUUACAACAGCGUCAGGCGCAAAGGUGUGGCGAGGUCUUCGAAAAGAAGCUACGGCAAUCCGACUUUCGAAGAUUCGAGUGCCAUACCAUCUCACCCGUUGAAUUUUGCUGGACUUUCAUCUUUCUAUAACGACGUUAACGCUAUCGACGAGGAAUUCUCCGGUAUUCCGCAAAUUUCGGCGAAGAUAGACGAGCUGCCCACUGGCGCGGAAAUAAAAAACAGAUACGCGAACGUGAUACCGCUCCCGGAGACGAGAGUAUCCCUUCAAAAAAUUAACAACGAUAUUCUUACGGAAUACAUCAACGCCAGUUACGUUAGAGGACUAAAGAAUGCCACAAAAUACUACAUAGCUUGUCAAGCACCGAUGGAGUCGACCGUCACUGACUUUUGGAGAAUGAUCUGGGAACAGCAGUGCAAAGUGGUCAUCAUGUUAACCGAUCUCGUUGAAAACGGAGUGGAAAAAUGUACCGAGUAUAUUCCGCCAUCGGAAAUCACCGACUGCCACCGGUUAUACGGUGACUUCCAAGUUACUCUGAAAAAGAGGGAAACCAAAGAAAAAUAUGCCAUUUCUACUCUUCACUUAAAAAAUUUGGAGAGCAACACGUUCAGAGAAGUGUAUCAUAUUUGGUAUUUGUGGCCGGUGAACGGCGUGCAAUCGGACGGAGCUGGUUUGAUAGCCGUGCUUCUCGAGGCGAGGGCACUUCAAAGGGGUGGUCCUGGGCCCAUUGUGGUGCAUUGUAGUCCCGGCACUGGACGCACGGGAACACUAAUAGCACUUGACUUAGGAAUUAGACAAUAUGAGAUUACGAGGACUGUGGACGUGCCAAGAGUCGUUUAUACUAUUAGACGGGAUCGUGCUGGGGCUGUUCAGACAAAAGAACAAUACGCUUUCAUUUACAAGGCAUUAAAUUUGUAUGCGACCAAACUUGCCGGCGGUGUAUUGGAAUCGACGUGAACUACACGAAAUUUUGAAGAAGCCUGUAUUCAUAAGCAAGUCUAAGUUAUAGAAACAAAACUACUGUAUCUGUGGGCGAUAAACAUCACUGAGAACGAUAGAUAACCGCGAGAGAUUAUAUAAAGUACGAGAUGUCAGUGUUACCUCAUUAGAAGGAUAAUGAUAACCGAAUGGAAGAAACUGACUUGUGAUACUUGGACCAUAACGACGAUCGUAUUUCGUUUUAAACUUUCGCUUAGUCCUCUCAAUGUCUGACAGUUUCACAAAGAAAAUGAAAAAUGUCUAUUACCAUCUGCUUGCCUGCCUCUUUUGAUCGUCACUUUAAUAUUUCUUGCUUAAGUUAUGUUCGCCACACAACAAAUAAAUUUCAUUAUUGUGAAGUUUAAAGUAUCGUUACAGGGUAAAGAUAAAUCUUUUUUUACUUCAAGCUUUGGGCAGAGCAUAGUGCUUUGUUUGAUGUUUUAAGAUGAAAUCUGCUUUAUCAGUAGUUCGAAGCAUGUCGCGACUAUGAUACUUUUAUGGUUAUUUAUAAAGUGCAUGGUACAUUCCAUUUCGAUCACGGAUUAGCUGUUUGACCUAUACAAUUUUAACAGUAUACAUAUCAGUGAAAGGGGUGAAUGAAAGAUACAAGAAAAGAAGAAAAGGUAGUCGAUAAUUUUUCAAUUCUAUUACAAAACUCAGAACUGACUGAACUCA
Habropoda laboriosa is the source of this 5311-nucleotide messenger RNA. Its product is annotated as mucin-4. The record is from RefSeq and is a predicted model, not a curated record. The transcript is spliced from 10 exons. Gene Ontology annotation, biological process: protein dephosphorylation. Bases 95 to 4615 code for a protein of 1506 amino acids. Lineage: Eukaryota; Metazoa; Arthropoda; Insecta; Hymenoptera; Apidae. Gene Ontology annotation, molecular function: protein tyrosine phosphatase activity.